AUGGCCCCCACGACUCCCUCUCCCCAAGGCAAGAAGACCGUCUCAUCAGCCAGCAAGGACGCCAAAACCGCCGCCUCUCCCAAGGCGGCCAAGUCGGAGGGAGGCAGCCCCAUCGCCAGGAACGGCGAGGGUAGCAGCCGCGCUUGGACAGCAGAGGAGGAUGCCGUCUUUUAUCAAGCCAUGAUGCGGAUCUACAAGCCCAAUUGGCCCGAGAUCAUGUCUGCCCUAAACUCGGUUGCAGAGGAGCGCGGCGAGCCUGCUCGUACCAACAAGUCGGCUCAGCUGCGUUAUGAGCGCGCCAUCAAGAGGCUGAUCGCCUUGCCUGUACUCUCGGCGUCGGCCUUGCCUGUACUCUCGUCGACGCCUUGGCCCGCAGAGCAUUGGAUGGACAAAGCCAAUGCGGUACGCAAGAUCGGGUGA
Messenger RNA from Jaminaea rosea, 420 nucleotides. RefSeq lists its product as hypothetical. The transcript is spliced from 3 exons. The coding region runs from base 1 to 420 and encodes 139 amino acids. Lineage: Eukaryota; Fungi; Basidiomycota; Exobasidiomycetes; Microstromatales. The record is from RefSeq and is a predicted model, not a curated record.